CGUAACAUUGUAUUGUACGUAAUUAACCCCCCGUACCUCUGCCAAAACAUUGCAGAUUAUAAUUAAGUGCUUACAAGUGCCAUGAAAGAUCAAAGCGCUGCACCAACGUCACCAAGACGAUUGGCUGUCCUCAUCUCGGGAGAAGGAACCAACCUUCAAGCACUGAUCGAUGCACAGAACACGCCAUCCCUGCCUAACACCCGCAUCGUCAUCGUCCUCUCCAAUCGCAAGAACGCACGUGGUCUGAUACGCGCUUCCACCGCAUCGCCUCCGAUCCCUACAGCAUACCUCGGCCUUCAGCCGUUCAUUAAAUCGAACCCUGGAAAGACGCGCGAGGAUUAUGAUGGGGAGGUCGCGCGCGUCGUGUUGCGCGCCAGGCCGGAUGUGGUCGUGUGUGCGGGGUGGAUGCAUAUCAUGAGCGAGGGGUUUUUGGAUGUGUUCAGGGGAACGCGGGUGUUGGACGGUGAGGAGGCGCUUGCGAGGGAGGUGCCUGUGAUCAAUAUUCAUCCGGCGUUGUUUGGGCAAUUUGAUGGUGCGCAUGCAGUCGAGCGAGGGUUUGAGGCGUUCCAGAAGGGGGAGGUUGAUGAACUGGGCGUGAUGGUACAUCGUGUAGUAAAAGAAGUUGAUCGCGGGGAGCCGUUAAUUCAGAGAAGAGUAGAGGUGGUGAAGGGGGAAACGAUAGAGGCUUACGAGGAGAGGCUACAUAAGGUAGAGUGGGAGAUCAUUGUCGAGGCUACUCGGAUAGUGCUGGACGAGGUACAACCGCCCCUGUCAAGCGACGGUUCAAGUUGACAUAAUCAGGCCUGCGCGGUGGAAGGCCAACGUGUACAGAAUUAACAAAAGGAAUACCGAGUUAGAGAGAUAAGGUAAAGAUUAGAUUAUAACGAGAAUAUACUAUGCAAAUUAGUCUACAGGCAGAUGAUAGGUCUGAUUAACGUGAGGGUAAGAUACCAUUUUCCUAAAGUAUGCUCAGAAUGGGAACCGCAUAGGGCGCGAAUCGUGCUGGCUUUUAUAAUGCGAAGGAUAACUGUUACUGCAAAUACAUCAUCAGCCACCCCGGACCUCAAGAAGCUAAAUCUGAACAAC
Molecule: messenger RNA, 1086 nt
Organism: Suillus bovinus
Lineage: Eukaryota; Fungi; Basidiomycota; Agaricomycetes; Boletales; Suillaceae
Product: phosphoribosylglycinamide formyltransferase
Exons: 3
Coding region: 82-792 (236 amino acids)
Biological process (GO): 'de novo' IMP biosynthetic process
Cellular component (GO): cytoplasm
Molecular function (GO): phosphoribosylglycinamide formyltransferase activity
Source: RefSeq, a predicted model, not a curated record